AUGACACAGACCAAAACAGCAGACUAUACUGUCAGUACGCUUGGGGGGGACGAUGUGCGGCUACUGGUGACCAUGCCGGUGGAGCUGACGGCGAGCAAGAAGGUGCCGGUGAGCAUCGUAGUGUCGGGCCGGUGCGAUGGCGUUAAUGAGGAGCUGGCCGCUACGGUGUAUGGCGUGCCAUAUAAGGGCUCUGAUGUGGUGACGAGCGUGCUGCUGGAUACAGCCGACAACCGGAUACGGGAUUUUGGGUCGACUUUCUGCCGUGUGCUGGUGAAGAAGGUCGGGCUCCCCUGUUAUGUGAGCGUGAGCAGCAGCGUGGGCCGGAUGCUCGACAGCGGCGACCAGCUCGCGGUUAUCCGGAAGGCGCUCGAACACCUGACGUCGUAG
Molecule: messenger RNA, 387 nt
Organism: Eremothecium gossypii ATCC 10895
Lineage: Eukaryota; Fungi; Ascomycota; Saccharomycetes; Saccharomycetales; Saccharomycetaceae
Gene: POC4
Product: Poc4p
Exons: 1
Coding region: 1-387 (128 amino acids)
Source: RefSeq, marked provisional